AUGACCAAAGCUGGAAUUACUGAAGAGGUGCUGAACAGCAAGUAUUCAAAUCCUGAAAUGGGAUUGCCACUUCAGAAAAAAAACAACGGACUCUUUUUCUUUAUGACGUGCCUCAUCUUAACAAGCCUCAUAGGAGGCCGGCUGGCAAUGGAUUUGGGAAUGCUGCAGACAGGUAUGCGGGGUGCCUUUGGAAAGCCCCAGGGCACAGUAGCCAGGGUCCACAUUGGCCAAGUCAUCAUGUCCAUCCGUACCAAGCUGCAGAACAAGGAACAUGUGAUUGAGGCCCUAUGCAGGGCCAAGUUCAAGUUCCCUGGCCACCAGAAGAUCCACAUCUCCAAGAAAUGGGGCUUUACUAAGUUUAAUGUGGAUGAAUUUGAAGACAUGGUGGCUGAAAAGCGGCUUAUCCCAGAUGGCUGUGGGGUCAAAUACAUCCCUAAUCGUGGCCCCUUUGACAAAUGGAGGGCUCUGCACUCAUGA
Messenger RNA from Odobenus rosmarus divergens (Pacific walrus), 477 nucleotides. Its product is annotated as 60S ribosomal protein L10-like. The transcript is spliced from 2 exons. Bases 1 to 477 code for a protein of 158 amino acids. Lineage: Eukaryota; Metazoa; Chordata; Mammalia; Carnivora; Odobenidae. The record is from RefSeq and is a predicted model, not a curated record.